This is a messenger RNA of Amphimedon queenslandica, 2415 nucleotides long. RefSeq names its product tyrosine-protein kinase SRK2-like. The transcript is spliced from 5 exons. Lineage: Eukaryota; Metazoa; Porifera; Demospongiae; Haplosclerida; Niphatidae. Gene Ontology annotation, biological process: protein phosphorylation. Gene Ontology annotation, molecular function: protein binding; protein tyrosine kinase activity; ATP binding. The record is from RefSeq and is a predicted model, not a curated record. Bases 300 to 1952 code for a protein of 550 amino acids.
GAGGAGAACGGACCCACCCGACCCUAACGAAGGAACAGAGAGAAGAGUUGAGUAAAAGAAGAGUAAUAAAGCUAAGGAGAGGCAGGAGGUGCAAUCGAGCGAAGGAAAAGGAGCGCAUUUUAGCACUACACAAUCUGUACAGCCCGUGAAGCGAGAAUAAAAGGAUACAUCAUUUCCUCUUUGUUGUAUUUAUUGACUAGCCACAAGAGCCUCGCCAUCUUAUUCAACUCUCCCUGUUUCCUCUAGUUGGAGGUCUAGCCUUUAUAUAUUGAUAUCUCUUAAACCAAACACAGUUCAAGAUGGGUUGCUGUGCUAGCGCUCCAGAGCAGCCGAGAAAGAAAUCGAAUAGUAUGUCAUAUACUAAUCAAGGAGGAGGAGGAGGGGGAGUCCCUGUAGGUGGAGCUAACUCGUAUCAGCCAAAACCAAUGAACCCAGGCGGGUACCCUCCAUCAGCAGCUUAUCCUUCCAGUGCUGCCCCUAGAGGCCCUCCUGGGUACAAUAUGGGGGGUCCACCUCAGAUUGGAGGGGGGGCCAUGGUCCCGCAAGUUGGAGGUGCUGUACCUCACAUCGGAGGAGGGACUAUGGGAGGAGCUAGGAGUGCACUCAUGUUUAUUGGACUUUAUCGAUAUGAGGCUAGGACUCCUGAAGAUCUUAGUUUUGAUAAAGGUGAUCAGUUACAAAUUAUGAAUAAUAGUGAUGGUGAUUGGUGGCUGGCCCGUUCGCUAAGGACCGGCAGAGAAGGCUACAUCCCGUCUAACUAUGUUGCUGCUAUGGAGAGUGUGCAAGCACAAGAUUGGUUCUUUGGUAAGAUCAAGCGUUCCGAUGCAGAAAAGAAGCUCCUACAGAUCGGGAAUCAGUCCGGGACUUACCUGAUCCGUGAGAGCGAGAGUCAGCCUGGAAACUACUCUCUCUCUGUCCGUGACGGAGAGUCGGUCAAGCACUAUCGUAUCAGGAAGGUUGACUCAGGAGGUUGCUACAUAGCACCACGGGCUAUGUGCAAGUCUUUAGACGACCUCGUGAAUCAUUACAAGAGAGAGGCUGACGGUCUCUGCUGUCGUCUCACUGUCCCUUGUCCAAAGUCCGAUAAACCGGUGACCGGUGGUCUCUCGUACAACACAAAGGACGAGUGGGAGAUUGAGCGCACGUCACUCCGUCUCAUUAAUCGUUUGGGGGCGGGGCAGUUUGGAGAGGUGUGGGAGGGGCUUUGGAAUAACACCACGUCCGUUGCUGUCAAGACUCUAAAGAUUGGUACCAUGUCUGUUGAGGACUUCCUCUCUGAGGCUCAGAUAAUGAAAAAACUCCGUCACGAGAAGCUGAUCCAGUUGUAUGCCGUCUGUACUCAGGAGGAACCCAUUUACAUUGUCACGGAACUGAUGAAGAAUGGCAGUUUGUUGGAUUACCUCCAAAAAGGAGCUGGACGCCAUCUUAAACUACCAGAACUCAUUGAUAUUGGAGCUCAGGUUGCUAACGGAAUGGCUUAUCUUGAAGCCCAGCACUACAUCCAUCGUGACUUGGCAGCCCGUAACGUCCUAGUAGGCGAGGGAAACAUUGUCAAGAUAGCCGACUUUGGUCUUGCCCGUCUUAUCAACGACGACGAAUAUUGUGCAAGAGAAGGCGCUAAAUUCCCCAUCAAAUGGACGGCACCGGAAGCUGCCCUCUACUCUCGCUUUAGCAUCAAAUCAGACGUCUGGUCGUUUGGUAUCCUACUAGUUGAACUGAUCACCCACGGCCGUAUUCCGUACCCCGGUAUGACAAAUGGCGAAGUCCUAGCCAAAGUAGAGCAAGGCUAUCGUAUGCCGGUCCCCCCUGGCUGUCCAGAGCCAUUGUACCAGAUCAUGUUGGAUUGUUGGAAGCAGGAGGCUGAUGAGAGGCCUACGUUUGAGUAUCUCCAUCACACCCUUAAUGAUUACUUUGUUUCUGCAGCUGACACUGCUUAUAGGAUGCUUACAUGAGAAAGGAGCAUGGCUGCUUAGCCUCUACUAUGGUGACUGUUACUAUUAUUAUUAUUAUUAUUAUUGUUAUUGUUGUUAUCCUGACUAUCUGUCAUUAUUGUGUUUCAUGAGGGAUUUAUUUUUAUUUUCGUUUUCUUUCUUCGUAACGUUUUGUAUACGUACAUGUACUUGUUUUUAGUUUCCUGCUGCUCCACUCUCCUUCCUGCCUUACUCUCUCUCCCUUCCUUUCUCUCUUCCUCUACUCUUGUGUGACCAUGUGGUGUGGGUAAGCUUAGGGGUGUGGUUUUUAAACUGUCACAAGCAACCAUACAUACUUGCAGCUGAUUAUUAUUAUUAUUAUUUUGACGUGACGUACAUUAUUAAUAAUAGCCUUAUCUUAUUGUAUUAUUGAUUAUUAUUAUUAUUAUUAUAGAUUUUUGUUUUUAUGUGUAUUUUUGAACGAUUCUCUUUUUCAUAAUUUUAA